Molecule: messenger RNA, 2394 nt
Organism: Abrus precatorius (Indian licorice)
Lineage: Eukaryota; Viridiplantae; Streptophyta; Magnoliopsida; Fabales; Fabaceae
Product: CBL-interacting serine/threonine-protein kinase 10-like
Exons: 2
Coding region: 545-1918 (457 amino acids)
Biological process (GO): signal transduction; protein phosphorylation
Molecular function (GO): ATP binding; protein kinase activity
Source: RefSeq, a predicted model, not a curated record
UCUGAUAAUUAAUUAAUAAAUUCAUUUUCAUCUUUUUAAAACCUUGCACUUUAUCAAAUCUUUACUCCUUCUCUUUCUCUAGGUUGGUGGGUGCAUCUACAGCUACAACAUUGUCUCGCACUGCUCCAUCUCAAUUCAGAAGACUAUCACUGACACCCUCUGCAAAAUCAACUUCCCAAAUUUUCAGUUCCUACCCAAAAUUUGCAGCACACAUAUUUGUACAUAUUCUUCAGCUGUGUUUGACAUAGAAAGGGGAUGCCGAAAGAUGUGCUCUAUCUCUGAGAUUCAUGAGGUUACGUCCUUUGUAUUACUGCCCUGGUUAGUAAUUUAUAAGAGUGGAUCAAAAACCUCUAGCUCAUUCUUUCGCUAUUCCUUGAUGCACAAUUGGCACACAAGUUUUUUUGUUGUUCUUGUUGUGUUUCUACAUCACCUGCGAGAAGACGGUUGAAUCGCGUAUUUGCUUCUAUAAAUCUUUAUAUUUGUAAAUGAUAUAAAGAUUUUAACUGGCUGCGGAAUUGGUGUUUAAUUGUUUCAUCUUACUUUAAUGUCUACAAUGGAGAAUACAUCAAAUAUCUUGAUGCAAAAAUAUGAAUUAGGAAGAUUACUCGGCCAAGGUACCUUUGGAAAGGUUUACUAUGGACGAAGUACAAUAACUAACCAAAGUGUGGCUCUUAAAGUGAUUGACAAGGAUAAGGUUGUCAAAACUGGACAAGCUGAUCAUAUUAAGAGGGAAAUAUCUGUUAUGAGAAUGGUCAGACAUCCACAUAUAAUUCAUCUUUUUGAGGUAAUGGCCACGAAGAGUAAGAUUUACUUUGUUCUGGAAUAUGCUAAAGGUGGUGAGCUCUUUAGAAAGGUGGCCAAAGGAAAGCUCAAAGAAGAAGUUGCACACAAGUAUUUUAGACAGCUAAUCAAUGCAGUGGAUUUUUGUCACAGUAGAGGCGUGUACCACAGAGAUAUAAAGCCAGAGAACAUUCUGUUGGAUGAGAAUGAGAACCUUAAGGUGUCAGAUUUUGGGUUAAGUGCCCUGGCUGAGUCCAAACGACGCGACGGUUUGCUGCACACAACUUGUGGAACACCUGCCUAUGUCGCUCCUGAGGUCAUCCAAAGGAAAGGUUAUGAUGGCGCCAAAGCCGAUAUUUGGUCUUGUGGGGUGGUUUUGUUUGUGUUACUGGCAGGUCAUAUUCCUUUUCAUGACUCAAAUUUGAUGGAGAUGUAUAGGAAGAUAAGCAAGGCAGAGUUUACAUGUCCUAAUUGGUUCCCAAGAGCGGUUCAGCGUCUAUUGUCCAAGAUGUUGGAUCCAAAUCCUGACACUAGGAUUUCCAUAGACAAGAUUAAGAAAUGUUCUUGGUAUAGGAAAGGGCCAUAUGGUAGACAAAAAACACAUGAAGGGGAAAACAAGGCUGUCCCUCCCGCGGUUAGAAAUAAUUCUGAACAAUGCAAUGACAAUGACGGUCUAGCAGCCGAAGCGAGAAAAGAGUCAGUAGUGCCAGUUAGUAUAAAUGCCUUUGAUAUCAUCUCCCUUUCACCCGGUUUUAAUCUUUGUGGAUUUUUUGAAGACAGUAUUGAGAAAAGGGAAGCAAGGUUCACUUCAAGGCAACCUGCAUCAGUCAUCAUAUCUAAGCUCGAAGAAAUUGCUAAGAGACUGAAGCUGAAAAUAAGGAAAAGAGCUGCAGGUUUGUUGAAAUUGGAGGGCCUUAAAGAAGGUAGGAAGGGGAUUUUAUCCAUUGAUGCUGAGAUCUUUGAGGUUACUCCACUUUUGCAUUUGGUAGAGGUGAAAAAAUCAAAUGGAGACACAUUGGAAUAUCAUAAAAUAUUGAAAGAGGACAUAAGGCCUGCUCUCCAUGAUAUUGUUUGGGUUUGGCAAGGUGAUCAGCAAGAGCAAUCACAACAGUUGGAGCAACACCAAUCAGAGUCAUAAGUACAACAGAUUCAUAGUUUUCGAUGUCUCAUGCUUAUUAUCUGUAUGAGCAUACAUAAUAUGCACAUUUUUUUCAAAAUGAUAUAUCUGCAUAUAUUUUUGUGCUUUACUAGUCCAUGGCUUAUGGUAGCAUAUCUUGUGUCUCAAAUUUUAUUGGCAGUUUAGUUUGAAUGUUUAUGUACUGUUUAAUGGUUAACCACUGUUUCUAGAGGCUCCUCAUCUUUUAAAGGAGUUAUUAAGCAAUGAGGUUAGUUCUGUGCUGGCCUCAGAAAAAAUAAUGAAUGGUUUAGCUUUCAUUUUAAUUUUCCAGGACUUGCACUCCCCCUUUCAUUCUGCUCUGAAGACUUUUGGUCCCUUUUAUUUGUACACAGUAUCUUAUAUUAGGUCAGUUACUUUUAUUUUCGAGAAUAAUGGUAAAGAAGCUUGUUACAUUUGCAACAGAAUCAACUAUCAAGGAAACAAACUGUAGAAGUUUC